This is a messenger RNA of Herpailurus yagouaroundi (jaguarundi), 2602 nucleotides long. RefSeq names its product PWWP domain containing 3A, DNA repair factor (gene PWWP3A). The record is from RefSeq and is a predicted model, not a curated record. Gene Ontology annotation, biological process: chromatin organization; DNA repair. Gene Ontology annotation, molecular function: nucleosome binding. NCBI's taxonomy places the organism in Eukaryota, Metazoa, Chordata, Mammalia, Carnivora, Felidae. Gene Ontology annotation, cellular component: nucleus; cytosol. The coding region runs from base 257 to 2332 and encodes 691 amino acids. The transcript has 13 exons.
GGGCGCCUCCCCGGGUACCCAGGCCAGCCGUUUCUUCUUCUUGACGCUGAGCAUCUCCGCGCAAGAUUACAGGAGUGACCCUCUUAACUCGAGGCGAAGCCCCAGUGACCCGUGCCCUUGAGGGUCCCGUCUGUGCUAAGGUGGCCAGCUAUGGCUUUUAUGAACCACUGUGCGCAUCUUGUUGCAGGGGCACAUCGAGUCCGACCUUCAAGUACUUUGUGCCAAAUCACUACCACCUGCCACAUGAGUCUAAGUCAUGACCGACGCCAAGUAUGUCCUCUGCAGAUGGGAAAAGCGAUUAUGGCCUGCAAAGGUUUUGGCCAGAACGCAGGUGGCAACAAAAACUAAGAGGAAAAAGGAAUUUUUUCUAAGUGUUCAAAUACUCUCCCUAGAUGAAAAGAUUAAGGUGAGGAGCACGGAGGUGGAGGCCUUGAAGACGGCUCACAUCGAACGAAUCGCUUCCACGUUGGCCUCCCAGAAUGAGGUUCCUGCUGAACCCCUAGAGGAGCUGGCCUACAGACGCUCGCUUCGAGUGGCCCUGGAUGUUUUGAACGAGAGCACGGGUCUGCCUCAAGAAAGCCCUUCUAGAGAAGAAAGAACCGCUCUGUGUUCACGAGAGAAGCCCAUGGAACUGGCCUCCUUGCUCUGUGACCCUGCCUCUUCCUGCGUCCAGGAGGCUGUGCCGGGCACAUCUGGACCCGAGAGGAGGGAACGUGUCCACCCGAGGCCGUCAGGUUCCCCCACUCGUCAAAAGGACCCCAGGUGCAAGGUGGACCACGAGAAGGAGCUCAGGAGAAACGCAAGCCCGCAAGCCUCGGUAGUCCCACCAGCCAGAGGUGGUUCUCAGGAUGGUCGUGGGUCGAGAACGUGCUGUGCAAGUCGGACAACCCCUCGUAAAAGGGGAAGAAGUGUAGCUCGGGAGCCCGCCGUGGGUCAGAGCGCACCUUCCGUCUCGGAGGGAGACGAUGAAGAAAGCCGCCUGCCAGCCCCCGGCUCACCUCCCACAGUGAAGGAGGAGGGUCUCCGGGCCAAAGGACGAGACCCCAGCUUACCUUUGCCUGGCCCCACCGGGCCCCCAGCCCCAGGGCCCCCAGCCUGCCCGGAUGCCCGAGGCCUCCCUGCCAAGCGGCCUCGCCCUGAUAGUGGCCAGAGGCCACCCGCGGCGCGGCUGGAGCCAGGGGCAGUGGCGUCCCCCAGGCAGGGGCCCGGGAAAUGCAGGGCUCUGCCCGGCGCUGCCAGACUCCACCUGCCUGCCCCCCGGGCGUCCACGGAGGAGACGGGAGAUCUUCGAGUCCUCGUGGAGGAAGCUAAAGCCCGUCUGACUUCGGGAGAGUCCGUGGAGCGUGCGCCCGUCCGUUCCGUUCUGGAGGAGGAGGAGGACGAAGAGGAGCCCCCCCGCAUCCUGUUGUACCACGAACCACGCUCCUUUGAAGUAGGAAUGCUGGUCUGGCUGAAACACCAGAAGUACCCCUUCUGGCCAGCAGUGGUCAAGAGCGUCCGGCGAAGGGAGAAGAAAGCCAGCGUGCUCUUCAUCGAGGGCCACAUGGACCCGAAAGGGAGAGGCAUCACCGUGUCUCUCCGGAGAUUGAAGCACUUUGACUGCAAAGAGAAACAGGAACUUCUGAACGAAGCCAAGGAGGACUUCGACCAGGCCAUCGGCUGGUGCGUCUCCCUGAUCACGGACUACAGGGUCCGGCUCGGCUGUGGCUCUUUUGCUGGCUCCUUCCUGGAAUAUUACGCGGCCGAUAUAAGUUACCCUGUCCGCAAGUCCAUCCAGCAGGACGUGUUGGGGACCAGGUUUCCCCAGCUGAGCAAGGGGGACCCUGAGGAGCCUGUGGCGGGGAGCCCUCAGGGAAGGAGGCGGCCUCGCAGGAAGGUCCUCCCCGACCGCUCGCGGGCUGCCCGGGACCGGGCCAACCAGAAGCUGGUGGAGUACAUCGUGAAGGCCAGGGGCGCCGAGGGCCACCUGCGGGCCAUCCUGAGGAACAGGAAGCCGUCCCGGUGGCUGAAGACCUUCCUGAACUCAGGCCAGUACGUGACCUGCGUGGAGACGUACCUGGAGGACGAGGAACAGCUGGACCUGGUGGUGAAAUACCUCCAGGGCGUCUACCAGGAGACGGGCAGCAGGGCGCUGGCGCGGAUCAACGCCGACAGGAUCCGCUUCGUCCUGGACGUUCUUCUGCCCGAAGCCAUCAUCUGUGCGAUCGCUGCGGUGGACGCCGUGGAUUACGAGACGGCCGAGGCGAAGUACCUCCGAGGACCUUCGCUCAGCUACCGGGAAAAAGAAAUGUUUGAUAACCAGCUCUUGGAAGAAAGGAGUCAGCGGUGCUGACGCUGGAGGGGCUGCUGCGCGGGUCCUGUGGCUGGUGGGUCCGUGCCGUCCUCACGGGGGCUGGAGUGUGCGUGCUUCUCAGCUGUGGCUUCUGUUUUCCUGGCUUUUUUUGGAAGGUACAGUUCCUGAAAGGUUUUUGAAGCAAAUAUUUUUAUUUUCCUUCAUAUUAUUAUUUGUGACUGUGCUGUAUUGUUUAACAUAAGGUGCACAUUUGUUUUUUUAUGUUAAAAAGCAUUGUAUCCAGUAUUAAAGAGUUUUAAAACAGCCCGA